Pelodiscus sinensis (Chinese soft-shelled turtle) is the source of this 6328-nucleotide messenger RNA. RefSeq names its product T cell receptor associated transmembrane adaptor 1 (gene TRAT1). Gene Ontology annotation, biological process: negative regulation of receptor recycling; positive regulation of T cell receptor signaling pathway. The record is from RefSeq and is a predicted model, not a curated record. Gene Ontology annotation, cellular component: T cell receptor complex. Lineage: Eukaryota; Metazoa; Chordata; Testudines; Trionychidae.
AAGUCUUUAGGUACUUACUCAAAUAGCCAGGCCAAAGCAAAACAGCACAUCAGCAUCUGCCAACAUUUUAAACCAAAUUUUGUUUGAGAUAAGGGAGCGGUCUUGCUACAAAAACAGAAAUGGAGACAGUUUUUUGCCACUUCUCAAUCUGGGGACUUCUAGCCUUUGUGAUUAUGGCUCUGGUUGUUUCACUAAUCAUAAAUAUUUCAUACUGCAUAGCAAACAAGCAAAAAGGUUACACAUACAGAGAUUAUCCAGAAUAUAGUCCAAGCUAUGAUGAUGAUUAUACUGAAGAAUGUCCAGUUUAUGGCAACCUCAAUCAGGAGAUUUUAGCUCUAGAUGAGUGUUGCUAUGAACAAAUGAAGGCCCGUCCUCGGAGGUUCGCUAAUGAAGUAAAGGUGGAGACUGAAACUCAGAUGUGUUAUGCCUCCCUUGAUCACAGCAUCAAGGAAAAACACAGAAAGCCUAGGAAAAAGAAAGCUCCUUUAGAAGUGAAUGAAGAAGAGAUGCCAUCUAAAACCAACACCCUGGCUUCCCAAACCAGCAUUUAUCUCAACAGUGACCAGCUGGCUGCUGAAAAUCAACCAACAGAGGAAGCCAUUCAUGAUGACCCCAUCAGACUAUUUGGCUUGAUUCAUACAACAUCUAAAGAGGACCCCUGCCUCAACUGACUGUUUGCACAAGAUCAAGUAGAUCUUUCAUCUGUUUAUGUUGAGGGGAAAGACUGAAUAAAUAGUAUCCUUAAUUUGAGAUAAAUGCUUGGUAAAUGAAACGCUGAUCGAUGACAAACAGGUAAGUGAUGCAUUCAAAUUGUCUGCUGAAUGUAACUGCAGACAGUUUAGGUCAGUAGACAGCAGGACGUUAGACACAGAUGGCUAAUUUUAAAGCAGCUCAAAGAAGAGUUUACCACCUUCAUAGUCUUCUACUUUGCAAAGGAGUUACAGGAGCAGCGUACCUCCUAGAAUCUGACCUCAAAUUAACAGUCAUUCUGUACUGGCUGACUUACUCCUUCACUUGUCCAUGGAUCCCACUUUAAGGGAUUUGAAAUGGGCCACUCUGUCACCUGUAGAAAGCUAGCAUAUUUUACCCAUUCUUCGUUGUUUCACGAGUAGUUUGGGAAACCAUCACAGGCACUUUAAGACUGGCAUAUUGAAAAGUUUGCUUGAUUUUAUAGUUAAAACUUGUUCUGCUGUUCAAUAUUUAGUACUUUCCUACUGUGACCUGCAGUACUAUUUAAGGUUAAUUAGAGAAUAAUGUAACUGCUUCCAUUCAUGUAAUGAGUGCUUUGAAUACCCAGCAAAUUUAAUGAUAUCAUUAUAUACUUUUAGCUUCCUAUGGUGAACAGUACUAGAUUCUAUCUCAACCAAUAACAUUUUCUCUGUCUGUAUUCAGUCUGUAAAGAAAGUGGCAAAUGACCUGUGGAAAAUAAGCCUCUCGAGGAGGGCAGAAUGAUUUUUAGUGGGUUUUACAUUGUCAUUUCAAUAACUGUUUUAGGAAGAUUGGGGACUGAAAAGGCUUUUCCUGUCCCUAAACAAUUCAGUAACUAUAUGCAUGUGUCUUGCUUAGAACUUGCAGCACCAUUUUAGCUUGAAAGCUCUUGGGUGGCAAAGAUUGGUCUCGUUUUAUGUAUGGCAUAUUGUGGGUGCUAAAUAGUAAUAGCAGCAAACAAUGAUACACCACUGCUAUAAUACUGAUGUCGCCUAUGAGUGCCAGGAAAAGGAAUAGCUUUUCCCCAUAUGAAAAGCAUUAUGGGCUCUAGGGUCCAAGGAGAACUGAGAACUUGAUUGCCCACAGACCCAUGUAAAAGCAACACCCAAAUGGCUUGCUCUCCUGGAAACUAUUUCAUUCUAAAUGAGAUGUAGGCAACUAAUGUUAGAGGCAGAAAUAAGAUGUUAGUAAGGAAUCAAUAGAAAUUACACAAAACAUAUGAAAACACUUAUCCAAGCUAGCACUCCUCCCCUCCCUCCCAAAAGAGGUAAACUUGAACCUAAACACAGGGACAUCAGAAAUGCUGUCUUAAUCUGGUCAUGUUUGAAAGUGUUACGGUCUAGUUACCAUUGUAGAGGGAGAUUGAAAUCAAAGUUAAGACUGAGCUGUAUAUUAGCAAGCUCUUGGCCCCACAAGCCAAAAAUGUUUUCAACAGCAUCUCUGGUGAAAUGUAAGAUAUAAGUAAUCUAAAUAAACUGACAGUGAACAGAGCUAGUAUCACAACUUUCAAAGUGAUAAAAGCAAGGCUUAUCAAACUAAUUAAGCAACCAAACAGCCCAUUGGACAAGUAUUAAUAGGGAAAAAGCCAAGGAAUAUGUUAUCAGUUAAUACAGGUGGCUUCAACAUUUGUCUAAAUAAAGAUUGGUCAAGGUCUGUUACUUCCUGUUUUUCUCAAAAGACACACUUACUCCACAGUACUCCUUGCUAGCUCUGCAGAGGCCCACCUGAGUUUCCUUUUAAUUUAGUCUCUUAUAAGCCCACAGAAGCCAAAUAUCAAGAACAUUUGCCCUCAUGGGGUCCAGUUUAUUAAGAUCUGCAGAAAGUCUUCUAAAGAAAACUCAGACUUACAAUCUCUUCACACCACUUUCAGCUGUGACCAGUUCCUCUUCUAUGCAUGUGUUUCCCCUAGAGAUCCAGUGCUCUUCAGCUCCCAGCAAGGCAGUGUUUGUGAUUAACUACUAACAAUCUGCAGCUGUCUAGCUCUGGUGCCUUUCCUUAAGCACAAUUGGGCAGCAGGUAAUCCCUAAUCCCUUUCAAAGGUGUCAGUUACAUUGUGACACACUUCUUGUGCUAUAACCAAAAAAGCAGUCAUGUUGCACUUUAAAGACUAACAAGAUGGUCAGUUAGCUUUCGUGGGGCAGACCCACUUCUUCAGAUCAUAUUCUGAAAGUGAAUUGGCAUGGACUGGAUCUUUGGCUUCCCUCUCUCAUACUGAAAAAUCCCAUCUCUGAUUAUAAAGGUUCAGAGAAGAUUACAAAGGCACAAUUCCACAAGCACUUCAUGCCCAUUCAAGUCAAUGGGAUUUAAGUACUUGCUUCACUUUGACUACAUCCUUAAAUUCUGUGGAAUUGUCAGCCUUCACUGAGUUCAGUAGACCAUGAACAGUUUACACAAACAUAGGGCUUCUAAUUUAUUUAUUUAUUUAUUACUGGUGGGAGAAACAAAUGGAAUUUAUCAAGAGAUCCACUCCUGCAUUUGGCUUGCCUUCUCUGGCUGAUCACUACAAAGGUUAAUUUAUCUAGUUUUCAUCCCAGCCUCCAUUUUAGGAUAAACAAACAAUCACCUUGUCAAUUAUUUCCUGAGACAUUUCUACUAUUGCUGUGUGAGAGAUUUUUUUUUUCUAGUCCAGCUGCAAAGAUGAAGCAUAUUGCUCUUGGUCUUUGCCCUCAUGUUCACUUUUAAUCUGGAGUAAACCUGUUGUGUUUAGGCAUUACGUUUUUUGAAAACUAUAACCUGGUUCAGCAAUAGCCUUUUUUGGGGGAAGGGAAUAGUUGGUUUUAGAGGAUUGCUGAAUGCCUCCUGAAAACAACCUUGAACAUUCUUCCCUGCUCUUCAGGCAACAUAUCACCUAGUGGACAUGAUGUAACGUUUGGUGUUAUUGAUUAAACUUUUAUUGUAAAAAAACAAUUACUGUGAAAUAUACAUGUACAUUUCUUAGGAUAAUGCAGAUGUUUAUUCUGAACACUAUUUAAAUAUUUUCUUACUAUAUUAAUAACAAAAAAAGUAAUGAUACAAGAGUAUAAUCUAAAGCCACCUUCAUCGUAUCAGAAGUAGGUUUUUUUAUAUUUAUUCACUAUUUUACAUUAGAAAAAAAAGUCAAAAUAGAAACCAACAAGAGGAAAAAAGAACAAAGCCAAAGUGAAUGGGGAAAGAUAACUCCAAUGACAGAUAGCAGACCAGACAGAAAAGGUACUGCGUAGACAAGAAAAUGUUAUGUUAUCAUAUCAGUUUUUCAACAGUCUCAUUUAGCACUUCAGUAGGGCUUCUUGACUACAUCACCAUUUCCUAGAUAGUGAAAAACAAAGGACAACAAAAUUGGAGGAAUUUGUGUGUGCACGUGCACUACUCUCAGCAUUUCUUAAUAGAGAAACAUCAUUCACUUACAGAUAUUAUCAGAUACAGGAUCAAACAAAUUCCUCUUGAGGUUUUUCCUGGACUACUUCUCUAGAAUUUUCCAAUCAGUUGGGGAAAUGGUUUGGAAUCUAACUACUUAAAACUCAAUCUGAUCGCUUUUCACUGAAUAAUUUUUGCUGUAUCUUAACCAAGUAAGAAUUCCACAAUACUCCUAGGCAGGAAUGGACCUCAUCUUUUGUCGCUAAUAUUGCGAAUAUUACCCUAGAAGAGCCAGGACCUGCUAAUUAACAUUCAAAUAUACUUUAAAGAUGUUCUGGGACAGUGAAAACAAGAGUAGAUUAUGCACGCAACUAUUUUGAGAACGGAGAGUAUUUGGGAGAUCAGUCAGGGGUGUUAGGAGAGCCAUAGAACCAAACUGUAUGUAAUGGCAUCCACUUCAAGUGAAGUGGUGCAGCAGGGAAGAAUUAUAUAGUGAGUAGGGAAGAAUUUUAUUUCAGAUGAGCCAUUGGAAAGAACACAUCACCUACUAGUCAUGUAUGUUUGAUACAGGAAAGAAGACAAGCCAACAAAACUAUAUACAAAAAAUAAUUGUUUAUUGUUCAUAAAGAUAAACAACCCCUUCCCCCCCACAAAACCAACCCAGUGAAAGGAAUCUUAUAACUAACUUAUUUAUACUCUUUUGCUACAUCCUCCAGGAUAAGCAAACAAAAGAGAAUGUCCAAGAUUGUGAUGAAGGACUUCUGAUUAUAUACACAAAAGCCUUUACUACUACUAGGUUUAGCAACAACCUAGCAACACUUUUUAAAAAAAAAAUUCAGGUAUUUUUCCUGGCUAUAGCUUUAUUAAUUUUCCCAAUAAAAUUAUCUUAGUUGUCUGGUUUCCCAAAGAACAGAUGAGAAGUCUCAUCUUAAGCCUUGUCUAUACUUACCCAGAGAGACACACUUCGGAGAUUGCUCUUCUGAGGUUCAAUUUAGUGGGUUUAGCAAGGACCUGCGCAGCAACACAGCUCAGGGCUCUGUGCAGGGAGCUGACUGACUGAGCAGAGCUGAUUAAUCACCUGGAAAGCUGUGCUGCUGCGCAGCUUAGAGGGAGCACUGUUUCCAGGUACUAAGUCACAUGCAUAGGCAACACUUGAUUGUACUUCCCGAGGGAUGCAAUAAUGGCCAGUUAGAGUUAUUGUGGACACACAGGGUAUGUGCACGUGACCUAAUGGGCACCAGACAUCGUAAAACAAUUCUUCUAACUUUUAGGAAACAGCAAACCUCUCAGGACUGGUUGGGAAAAGGAAGAAUGUUCCAGUGGACUGAGAGAGCUAUAAUAAAGUGGCUUCAUACUCGUAACAGUUAUACUAAAGGUUGAACCUCUCUGAUCCGGCAACAUCCAUGAUCCAUGAGUAUUUCUCAACCUUUUUAUCAAGUACUCCUUUAAAAAAAAAAUUAUAAGUACCCCCAGUAUUUACAGUUUUCAGACAAAAAUUUUUUCUCCCGUUGCAACACAUUUGUUUAAACAACUUAAUUGUAACUGGGCAGGCGAUGAAAUUUGUAUGUGUAAAAAAUGAAAAAUAAUAAAGCGUUGUAAGACUUAAAACAAAAAUUCAGUUUUCUCCAAAUUUCAGUUGUUUUGACGUACCCCCCCCAAACUUCUGUCGAGUACCCCUAAGGUAGUUGUACCACUGGUUGAGAAACACUGAUCUAGCCCAUGGAUCAGAGAGCCACGAGGGUCAGUUGGGAGUUCAGUGGCAGAGGCCCAGAGCCUGGCCAGCAGCCAGGAGCAGUGCUGUAGUCCAGCUAGGAGUCGGAAAUGGAGCCAGUGGUCCAGCUGGAGAGCUGGCAGCAGAGCUUGUCCCACAGCCAGGGGCAGGGAGUCAGGCCAGGGCCUGCAGUGGAGGCCAGUGGCCAGGUCAGCAGUGGGAUCUUGGGCUCGAGGGAAGCCUGAUUGGGAGGCUGGAGGCCCAGAGGCGCCAGAAUUGACCAUCCCUGGUCCAGCAAACUCCCUCAUUUGGGACCAGUCAGGUCCUGAGGGUGCCAGAUCAGGGAGGUAUAACCUGUAGCAAUUACAUUAGAACAGUCUUACUGCAAAGAAAGGAAGGGAAAGUGCAGUCAUAAAAACCAGACAGACCCCCAAUGUAAUGAUUACCUGAGGUGUGUCUGAACAGCUAAAAAGAUUGCGCUGGAAUGGGAGCUAGGCCAGACGUACACCAACUGAAGUGAUGUGCUCUGUCAAUCUCAGAAAGCAUUUGACUUUGAAGUACUAAACAUGGGGCAGG